GCUUAUUAUCAAAAGGAGAAAGAAUAAUAUAAUGAUAUCGGUUGGUGACAUUCGCGAUAUGCCAGGAAGCCAGAACAGCCUUGCGAUCAUUAGUCUCGCCCGCUUUGCUGUUGAGGAACACAACAAAAAAGAGAAUUCUCUUCUGGAAUUUGAAAGGGUGAUAAGUGCAAAACAUCAAAGUGUUGCUGGAUUCAUGUACUACAUCACUCUUGAGGCAAAAGAUGGGGUGAAUAAAAAGGUUUAUAAAGCCAAGGUUUGGGAUGUGUUUUGGAUGUACUUCAAGGAGUUGCUGGAGUUCAAACUUGUAGAUGAUGCAUCUGCUGAGUCAAGUGCUUAACUAGGCAUUUCAUUACACUGAACAAUUGCUCCUACCUGAUUUAUGAAGUGCUUGUGAAAUUAUGAUGAAUGCAAUUCUUCAAUAUUACUUAUUAGUUUUCUUUGUCA
Molecule: messenger RNA, 444 nt
Organism: Cicer arietinum (chickpea)
Lineage: Eukaryota; Viridiplantae; Streptophyta; Magnoliopsida; Fabales; Fabaceae
Product: cysteine proteinase inhibitor-like
Molecular function (GO): cysteine-type endopeptidase inhibitor activity
Source: RefSeq, a predicted model, not a curated record